Hevea brasiliensis (rubber tree) is the source of this 1189-nucleotide messenger RNA. RefSeq names its product PLASMODESMATA CALLOSE-BINDING PROTEIN 3. The coding region runs from base 232 to 861 and encodes 209 amino acids. Lineage: Eukaryota; Viridiplantae; Streptophyta; Magnoliopsida; Malpighiales; Euphorbiaceae. The transcript is spliced from 4 exons. The record is from RefSeq and is a predicted model, not a curated record.
GGUGUAAAAUACACAAAAAGCUAACUCAUAUCAUCACAUACAGACACAGACAGCCUCCACUACACCCACCGCCACUCUUUCAUAUUAUUGUCUAGAAAUCUCCGUUCUGCCCAUUUCAGUUCUCUCUCUCUCUCUCUCUCUCUCUCUCUCUGCCUCCUUUCUUGAUCUCAAGCUCUACCCUCUUGAGUACUGUUCAUUUACCGUCUUUUUGGCCAUAAUCUUUGCAUAAUCAUGGCUGGCUUAGUGUAUUUGGUGCUUUUAUUUGCACUUACUGGCCAUUCAAAUGCUGCAUCUUACUGCUUAUGCAAGGAUGGAUUAAGUGAUGCAGCACUGCAAAAAUCCCUGGAUUAUGCUUGUGGAGCUGGAGCUGACUGUACUCAAAUCCUUCAAAAUGGUGCUUGUUACCAACCCAACACUGUAAAAGAUCACUGCAGCUAUGCUGUUAACAGUUAUUACCAGAAGAAGGGUCAAACUGCUGGGAGCUGUGAUUUUUCAGGAACUGCUACAGUUAGUGCUAAUCCACCUUCAAGUGUAGCUUCUGGGUGCGUUUAUCCUGCAUCUGCAAGCAAUACUGGGACAGGCACUACUACCCCUACCACAGGCACAGGCACAGGCACAGGCACUGGGACUGGUACUGGGACUGGCGUAGGCACAGGCGUGGGAACGGGAACGAGCACUGGUACCGGCACAGGCAUAACUACACCCACAACAGGAGUGACUCCAACUCCGUUUACUGGUUUGGGACCAACAGGAAGUGGUAGCAUUGACAAUAGUGGUGUGGCUCCCAUUGAAGCCACUAACAUGUUCUUGGCUUCUCUGAGCAUCUGGUUUUCAGGUCUAUAUUUGUUCUUUUGGGGUUGAAAGGUGAAAAGAUAGCAAGUGGGGUUUGAUGUGUGGAUGAGAUUUUGCCAUGGCAGUGGUGGUGGACAUGCAACUUUACACUGGUACAUUAGGAGGUGAUCAUCUAGAGGCAAACCCCACUAGGGCUUUUUUGGUUUCUUUCUUCUAAUGAUAAAAAAAGCUGGGAAUUGGAUUCCCUAUUUGAGUGGGUGGUAUGACUUCUGUUGGGCUAGAACCUGAUCUCUCUCUUUCUAUUUUUUCUCCUCCUUUCCUUUGUAUAUCUAGAGAAAGAGAGAGGUAGUAGUAAAUUUUUUUUUAAUCUUAAUGAAAAUUUGGUGCCUAUCUGCUA